Messenger RNA from Olea europaea var. sylvestris, 669 nucleotides. RefSeq names its product putative EG45-like domain containing protein 1. Bases 43 to 468 code for a protein of 141 amino acids. The transcript is spliced from 4 exons. The record is from RefSeq and is a predicted model, not a curated record. Lineage: Eukaryota; Viridiplantae; Streptophyta; Magnoliopsida; Lamiales; Oleaceae.
UUGAACAUUGUAGAUAACCAUUGAGUUUACUUCCUUUACAGCAUGUCCAAUUCCCAGUUGUUCUUCUUCUUCCUCCUCCUCCUCCUCCUCCUCGUUGGCUUCUUCAAUUUCUCUCAUGCUGACGUGGGCACUGCCAGCCUGUACAAUCCACCUUAUACACCCACCGCAUGUUACGGCAGUGACGCUUCGCAGUUCACAUCGAGCAACCUGUUUGCGGCUGCCGGAGAGGGGAUAUGGGACAAUGGCGCCGCCUGUGGACGGCAGUACUUGGUUAGAUGCAUCAGCGCCGCCGUGCCCAACACUUGCAUUCCGGGCCAGACAAUUCAAGUCAAGAUAGUUGAUCGGGCUCAAACUUCGGUUUCUCGACCCACCAGAGAAGGAGUCACCAUAGUACUAUCAAAUACAGCGUUUGGUACAAUUGGAAAUCCGCCAGCAACUUCCAUGAACAUUGAAAUUCAACAGGUUUGAGAUGGAUAUGGAAAGUUCGUGAAGAAGCUGAAUUGGUUAGCAAAUGAUUAAUUUUGAGUACUUAAUUGUCUUUGUCUUCCUUUAAUUGCAGUAAUUUUGUUUUAAAAUAAUUUUGUAUACAAGAAAAGAUGGUAGGGGUCUAGACACCCUACGUUACAAAACUUUUAGUCAGUGCGACAAUUAUUUUGGAAUUGUGAGAAA